Molecule: messenger RNA, 2276 nt
Organism: Aspergillus welwitschiae
Lineage: Eukaryota; Fungi; Ascomycota; Eurotiomycetes; Eurotiales; Aspergillaceae
Product: IZH family channel protein
Exons: 2
Coding region: 434-1936 (500 amino acids)
Cellular component (GO): membrane
Molecular function (GO): signaling receptor activity
Source: RefSeq, a predicted model, not a curated record
UUUGUUAGUUAGUUGAUUCGGAGACGAAGCGGCCGGGAAUUAAUCUUUGGAUCCUCCCCUCCCCACUUGAUUUGAUUCUCUCCUCCUCUUUCUUGUCCUUCUCCUUCUCCUCUUUUUGUCGACUGACAGACACCUCUGUCUCCGUUUUCCCCUCGCCUCUCUCUAACUGUACUGGCUACUGUUGGAUUGCCUCUCCUCUUUUUCGUCUUUCCUUUAUUACUCUCUCCUCUCUCCUCUCCUCUCCUUGCAUAUUUAUUUGUUUUCUCUUCUUGUACGUAUUUUGGUACUGGUUUUCUCCGCCUCUCCCGGUUCUCCCGAUCUUCCCCACCCAAAACAACAUCCUUCGCUGUCUGCCCAACCACCACUAACUCCUAUUUUCUUCAGGAUAUGUGGAAUUGAUUUCUACGCUGUGGGUUCUCUGUCAUUGUACGCCAUGGCCUGCUCAUCGCAAUCUGUCACCAUUGAGUCCUAUCCUGAGGCGGCGGUGGCCUCCGCCUAUGCCACCCCCGGAGAAGACACCGGCCUCCUGAGAGAUCGCCGUCGCAGACACUCUUUUCACACAGCUCGCAAGUUGUCCUGCGACUACGAUGCGGACGCUGUAUUCCUACGGGUGGAGCUCUUCCUGGCCGAACUCGAACGACGCCUCCACUGGCUCGAACAAUACCGCAAGUCCCACAUGGAUCAGAUCGACGCCAGUCUCCGCCGUGGAUACGCCACCCUGGAAGCCGUGCGAGAUUCCUGCUCCCAUGCCUCCGGGGAGCUGAUGGGUGGUGGGAAAAAGCGGGCCAAGAUCCUCGUCGAGACGCUGGAGGACCGCUACAUGGAUGCACUCGCAACAAAGGAGACACUCGAACAAAAGGCCCAGGCGGGAGUCCGAUUGAUGGAGUCGUUUCUGGUCGAGCUGGAGUCCCGCGCCCAUGCGGUCCGCGACCGAGGGCUCUACGGCACUCUGGACGAUGGAUGGAAGGCGAUGGACUCGAAGCUGGUGCAUGCCCGUGAGGUGGUCGACGAGGGUAUGGAACGGGCACGACGGGCGAAAGACGCGCUGCGGGAGAGCAUCGAUCGAGCUAUCCUGCUGGCCCAGGAGCAACGGUUGAUCACGUAUGCGGAUCUCCCGCACCCGUGGCGGGUGAACCCGCAUAUUCUGCAGGGGUAUCGGUUCACACACUCCAAGGUGGAAUGCUUGACCUCGGUGUUCUCGCCUUCGAAUGAGACGUUCAACAUCUGGUCCCACCUGAUUGGGCUUUUCAUCGUCCUAUCGGUGGCCUUUUACUUUUAUCCGCUGAACCCCAACUUCCACCUCAGCUCGCGGACGGACAUUCUGGUGGCCGCCGUCUUCUUCUUCGCGGCGUGCAAGUGCCUUGUCUGCAGCACACUGUGGCACACGAUGAACAGCAUUGCCAGCCAAACGCUGAUGGAGCGGUUUGCCUGUGUGGACUACACGGGCAUCUCGAUGCUGGUGGCAGCCUCGAUUGUGACGACCGAGUACACGGCUUUCUACUGCGAGCCGGUGUCACGGUGGACUUACAUUUUGCUGACCAUGUCGCUCGGUAUCGGAGGUGUGAUUCUGCCGUGGCACCCAACCUUCAACCGGGCGGAUAUGGCAUGGGCGCGCGUGGCCUUUUACGUGUCGCUAGCGCUGACGGGAUUCGCGCCGUUGGCACAGCUGACGUACACGCGUGGACUCGCCUGGUGUUUGUAUUUCUACGCACCAGUAGUGAAGAGCAUCAUGGUGUACUUCGUGGGAGCGUGUGUUUAUGCGUCGCAGGUGCCGGAGCGGUGGCGGCCAGGACUGUUCGAUUAUGUGGGUGGCAGUCACAACAUCUGGCAUCUGGCUGUCUUGGGAGGGAUCCUGUUCCACUAUUGCGCGAUGCAGGAUCUGUUCGCGGGAGCAUUCCAACGGGCGCAGGGCGAGUGCCCGAACCUGGCCAAGUAGGAGGUAGAUGGGUAGUAAAAGGGGUGUAGAUGAUGUAUAGACAUAGAGUAGAUGUUGGUUGUAUUGUGGAUGUUUCGUUCUUGUACAUACAUUUGGGGAAGAUAGCGGACAUAGACUUCUUUCCUAUAGCUUCAACAGUUACCAUCUGACCACAACCUUGGCAGUUAUACUUCUCUCGAUACUUCUCUCCCGGCAACCCCUCAUUCAACGUCUGUCUAGUUGUAAUAGUUUGGAUGAACCGGCGUUGAGAAAACGAGCAAGUCAACCACGGGAAAGGGCCCAUCCAUUACAUUUGCAGCGACGGGAUUGGGUGAGAUGCAAUGACACGAUGGGUCUGGAG